Molecule: messenger RNA, 2464 nt
Organism: Panthera uncia (snow leopard)
Lineage: Eukaryota; Metazoa; Chordata; Mammalia; Carnivora; Felidae
Gene: ZC3H14
Product: zinc finger CCCH-type containing 14
Exons: 17
Coding region: 124-2334 (736 amino acids)
Biological process (GO): regulation of mRNA stability
Cellular component (GO): nucleus; cytoplasm
Molecular function (GO): metal ion binding; poly(A) binding
Source: RefSeq, a predicted model, not a curated record
GAGCGCGCGGCCGGGAGCGACGCUGGCGGCUGCGGCGGCGGAGCUGCGGGCCGGGAGCCGGCGCGGGUCUCUUGGGUAAGCGAAGAGCCGCGCAUUGCUGAGCCCGCCGCCCGCCGUGGAGCCAUGGAGAUCGGCACCGAGAUUAGCCGCAAGAUCCGGAGUGCCAUUAAGGGGAAAUUGCAAGAAUUAGGAGCUUAUGUUGAUGAAGAACUUCCUGAUUACAUUAUGGUGAUGGUGGCCAACAAGAAAAGUCAGGACCAAAUGACAGAGGACCUGUCCCUGUUUCUAGGGAACAACACAAUUCGAUUCACCGUAUGGCUUCAUGGUGUAUUAGAUAAACUUCGCUCUGUUACAACUGAUCCCUCCAGUCUCAAGGCUUCUGAUACCAACAUCUUUGAUAAUAACGUGUCUUCAAACAAGAGCAGUUUCGGUCGGGGAGACGAGAGAAGGCAUGAAGCUGCAGUGCCACCCCUCGCAGUUGCUAGCACAAGACCUGAGAAAAGAGAUUCCAGGGUUUCUACUAGUUCACAGGAGCAGAAAGCCACUAAUGUUAGACAGACUUAUGAUGAUGGAGCUGCAACCCGAUUAAUGUCAACUGUGAAGCCUCUGAGGGAGCCAGCACCCUCUGAAGAUGUGAUUGAUAUUAAGCCAGAACCAGAUGAUCUCAUUGAUGAAGACCUCAAUUUUGUGCAGGAGAAUCCCUUAUCUCAGAAAAAACCGACAGUGACACUUACGUAUGGUUCUUCUCGCCCUUCUAUUGAAAUUUAUCGACCACCUGCAAGUCGAAAUGCAGAUAGUGGUGCUCAUUUAAACAGGUUGCAAUUUCAGCAGCAACAAAACAAUAUUCAUGCUGCCAAGCAACCUGAUUUACAGAACAGCCGGGUAUAUGAAACAGGACGUUUGUGUGAACAGGAAGUGCUUAACAGCUUAGAAGAGACUUAUAGUCCCUUCUUCAGAAACAACUCAGAAAAAAUGAGUAUUGAGGAAGAAAACUUUCGGAAGAGAAAGUUGCCUGUGGUAAGUUCAGUUGUUAAAGUAAAAAAAUUCAAUCAUGAUGGAGAAGAGGAGGAGGAAGAUGAUGAUUGUGGGUCUCGUACAGGAAGCAUCUCCAGCAGUGUGUCAGUGCCAGCAAAGCCUGAAAGGAGACCUUCACUUCCACCUUCUAAACAAGCUAACAAGAAUCUAAUUUUGAAGGCUAUAUCUGAAGCUCAAGAAUCUGUAACAAAAACAACUAACUAUUCUACAGUCUCACAGAAACAGACACUUCCAGUUGCUCCCAGAACUCGAACUUCUCAAGAAGAAUUGCUGGCAGAAAUGGUCCAGGGGCAAAGCAGGACCCCCAGGAUAAGUCCUCCCAUUAAAGAAGAGGAAACAAAAGGAGAUAAUAUAGAAAAAAGCCAAGGAGCUCCACAGAGGCAGUUGUUAUCCCGACUACAAAUCGACCCAGUAAUGGCAGAAACUCUGCAGAUCAGUCAAGAUUACUAUGACAUGGAAUCCAUGGUCCAUGCAGACACAAGAUCAUUUAUUCUGAAGAAGCCAAAGCUGUCUGAGGAAAUAGUAGUGGCACCAAACCAGGAGUCGGGGAUGAAGACUGCAGAUACCCUUCGGGUACUUUCAGGACACCUUAUGCAGACACGAGAUCUUGUACAACCAGAUAAACCUGCAAGUCCCAAGUUUAUAGUGACGCUGGAUGGUGUCCCCAGCCCCCCAGGAUACAUGUCAGAUCAAGAGGAGGACAUGUGCUUUGAAGGAAUGAAACCUGUAAACCAAACUGCAGCCGCGAGCAAGGGACUCAGAGGUCUCCUCCACCCACAGCAGUUGCAGUUGAUGAGCAGGCAGCUUGAUGACCCAAAUGGUAGCUUUGCAAAUGCUGAGAUGAGUGAACUGAGUGUGGCCCAGAAACCAGAAAAACUUCUGGAGCGUUGCAAGUACUGGCCUGCCUGUAAAAAUGGGGAUGAGUGUGCUUACCAUCAUCCUGUUUCACCUUGCAAAGCCUUCCCCAAUUGUAAAUUUGCUGAGAAGUGUUUGUUUGUUCAUCCAAAUUGUAAAUAUGAUGCAAAAUGUACUAAACCAGAUUGUCCCUUCACUCAUAUGAGUAGAAGAAUUCCAGUACUGCCUCUAAAACCAGCAGUUACAACACCAGCACCACCUUCUAGUAGUCAGCUGUGCCGUUAUUUCCCUGCUUGUAAGAAAAUGGAAUGUCCCUUCUAUCAUCCAAAACACUGCAGAUUUAACACUCAGUGUACCAGACCUGACUGCACAUUUUAUCAUCCCACCAUCACUGUACCGCCACGACAUGCCUUGAAAUGGAUUCGACCUCAAACCAGUGAAUGACAGUGCUACUUGGGAGAAGAUUGUGGAGUUUGAAAGUUUCCAUCUACUGAUGAAAGAUACUCUGCAGAACUUGUCAAACCUUUGAAACUUGGAAUAUAUAUUGCUUUCAUAAUAUGAAGUUUAUUGCCUA